Protopterus annectens (West African lungfish) is the source of this 1078-nucleotide messenger RNA. It is a transcript of the gene GRXCR1, whose product is annotated as glutaredoxin and cysteine rich domain containing 1. NCBI's taxonomy places the organism in Eukaryota, Metazoa, Chordata, Ceratodontiformes, Protopteridae. The record is from RefSeq and is a predicted model, not a curated record. Gene Ontology annotation, biological process: sensory perception of sound. The transcript has 4 exons. Bases 92 to 985 code for a protein of 297 amino acids.
GUCACUAGAAAGUACUCUGUUAUUGUUUUAUGUGUGAACAAUUGGAAAACAAGCUGAUAACAGACCGGAACAAUGUAAACUUUAUGCUUCUAUGGAGGGGGAAAUGUUUACGGGUGGGAUGAAGGCUGAAGAAGGGAGACAGCAAAGAAAAGUGAGGUUUCGAGUAGCAUCUUCUCAUAGUGGACGAAUAUUGAGGGAGGUUUACGCAGAUGGAGAGCCAAGUGACUCUUUGGAUUCAGAAUGUACCAGCAGCACAGAAACGGAUCAGUACAGUGGGCAAAGUGAAAGUAGUGGAUACCAGAAUGGGUAUUUAGAGUCUGAAUAUGAUGACAGUGAAAAUGAGCGUGAUGAUUUGCUCAUCUUUGCAGGAGUUUCUAAAGACAAAGGAUUUAGUCUGAAGAGAAUUAACAUCUUGAGCAAAAAUGGUACAGUCCGAGGAGUGAAGAACAAAGUCAGUGCUGGCCAAGCUUUGUUUAACAGCAUAGCGAAAACUUCUCAGCCAUACCCAUUUUUAGAAUGUGGACGAAUAGUGAUCUACACUACCAGCCUUCGUGUUGUCAGGACAACAUUUGAAAGGUGUGAACUAGUAAGAAAGAUCUUCCAAAACCAUAGAGUAAAAUUUGAAGAAAAGAACGUUGCCAUGAAUAUUGACUUUGGCAAGGAGCUGGAGGACCGGUGCCGUAGUGUGUCAGAAUCUCCUUCCUUACCUGUGGUGUUCAUUGAUGGCUAUUACCUUGGGGGUGCAGAAACAAUAUUGGCCAUGAAUGAAUCAGGAGAGCUACAGGAUCUCUUGACAAAAAUCGAGAGAGUGCAGCAGCCACAUGCGUGCCCCUUGUGCGGGGGAUUCGGCUUUAUUCCGUGCUCAGUGUGCCAUGGAAGUAAGAUGUCAGUGUUUCGAAAUUGCUUCACAGAUUCCUUCAAAGCCUUGAAGUGCACUACCUGCAAUGAGAAUGGACUGCAGAGGUGCAAAAACUGUGCAAGCUAAGGACCGCCACAACUUCCUCACUGUUCGCCUUUGUUACAAGCAAUCAUUUAGUACACAGUUCAUAUUUUUCCAUUGUUUUUGAUUGUGUGAACC